GGUGCGUGUGCUCUUGGGACUGGUGGCACGCAGGCGUGGUUUCGCAUCGCCGGUGGCCGAUCGUGGCCAGGAGGGCUGUUUGACACAAGCCUACCGCGCAUCCCCGCGGGCCGUUCGGAAAUGCCACUUCCUUCACACAGCACGUGCUACGGCGUUCGAUUGCGUGGCACGGAUCCAGCCGCUUCAUUUUAGAGCAAUUUAAAUAUUCUCAUUGCAGCAUCGCUAAACCGCUGUAGCUUUGGCUGCUGUGCUUUGGCUGCAACUUUGCAUUAAUAAGGAAUAAUAAAGCCCUUGAAACCAUUUAGAAUUUUCUUAAACAGUUGGUCCAUGGGUAUCUGGUAAUCACUGUCUUGUCACAUUGCACUGCAGUAUUUCCAGUCUCUUAAUCUGUGUUUCUAACAAGUGCUGGCCUUUUCACCAAGCACUGGUUUCCAAGAAGUUUAAAAGGGAGGCUUGCACUGAAACAUGGUCCACGGGAGAGUUCUUGGAACUAAAGGCAACUUCUGCGUCCCAGCUUCUUUAUGAAAGGCCGCUCUUGCCCCUGUCAUGAGCAUAAAGCUAGAAACCAAUUUCUACAUGUUGAAGAGUGGAGGUGGUGGUGGUGGUGUUUGUUUUGUGUUUUGUGUUGGUUUAGUUGUUGGUUUUUUUGUUUUGGGUUUCUUUAGGGAUUCCCCCUUUAGAAAGACAGCCAGGACAAUUAGGAAACCCUUAGACAUUAUCAAGGGAAAGCGAUAGGAAAGACAUUUCAGCAGGCAUCUGAAAUGCUGCUAAGUCUCCAGUUAUAAAUGAAGUGGGUCAAGUAUAAUAUUCCAAGGGUGGCUUUGUGAAUAAAACACUGGCUUGUGAUGCCUUCUUCCUUUACUGUAGAUUUUCUCUGUGACUUGGGGGAAGUGGCUGUAGUACAGAUUUUCAAACUGGAGCGCGUGACUCCAGUUUUAAGCACUUAACUCCUGUUUUUCGUAAUCUUCAAGUCACAUCUGAGGAUGAGACUGAAGAUGCCCAGCUACCUCAAGGCAUGUGUACACAAUGGAGAAUAUUCAGAGUGUGGCCCUUCCUCGGAAUGUUGCUUUUAACAAAUUGGCAUUGAAACUAUGUUUAUAUGGGCUGAAUCUGGAGGAAAGCCUUUUUUUCCACUGUGGCAUCUAACUGGAAAAUUUGGAUAUGGUUUGCUGUCAGCAGCAAGUAGUUGCUGCAAUUAGAGACAGGUUAUUAAAGAAAAGAAAAUAAGUGGUUGCAUGUGAUAGCCCAUUAGCAAGGGGCAAUGAGCAGGGUUUUCAUGCUCCAGGAUCGGUUUGGGAAUUUCACUCCCGGGGAAGGAGGAGCAGAGGGAGCUUGGUGGGGAAGGACUGGAAACAGCAGAAGCUGAUGCCUGGUCAGGAGACCUCUCCUUCCUCUAACAUCUACAAGUUGGAACCAAUAAAUGAGGGUCUGCUCGCUAGAAUCUCGGAUCUCUUGCUGUGCCGGUGGACUUGUAGAAAUUGUUGUCAGAAGUGUUUCGACUGUAGCUGUUGUCAAACAAAUGAAGAUGAAGUUGAAAUCCUGGGACCUUUUCCUGCUCAAACUCCAGCCUGGCUGAUAAGCAGCCAAAAUGAGGACAAAGAUGGAGACUCUGAUAAUACAAUCAGUGAGCUGCCUCCCACUCUUCAGCAUGUUUCCCCUGACAGAAGGCGGUCGUCUUCAGAUGCAUCACGGUCCACUUACAGCCUCACGAGGCGGAUUUCAAGUUUAGAGUUGAGGAGGCCAAGUUCUCCGUUAAUUGACAUUAAACCUAUCGAGUUUGGAGUAAUAGGAGCUAAGAAAGAAGUAGUUCAGCCAACUGUCCUGCGGAAAACCUAUACCCCAGAUGACUAUUUUAGAAAAUUUGAACCAAGACUCUACUCCCUUGACUCGAAUAGUGAUGAUAUGGACUCCUUGACAGAUGAGGAGAUCUUAUCAAAGUAUCAGCUGGGCAUGCUGCAUUUUAGCACGCAGUACGAUCUUUUGCAUAAUUAUCUAAUAGUGCGAGUCAUUGAGGCUAAAGAUCUGCCUCCUCCAAUUUCUUACGACGGUUCAAGGCAAGACAUGGCUCACUCCAACCCCUAUGUGAAGAUCUGCCUUCUUCCUGAUCAGAAGAACUCCAAGCAGACUGGAGUGAAACGCAAAACGCAGAACCCCGUGUUUGAAGAGAGGUACACAUUUGAAAUCCCCUUUUUAGAAGCCCAGAGAAGAACUCUGCUUUUAACUGUAGUGGAUUUUGACAAAUUCUCACGCCAUUGUGUUAUUGGCAAAGUGUCAAUGCCCUUGAGUGACGUAGACCUUGUGAAAGGCGGACACUGGUGGAAAGCCCUUGUGCCUAGUUCUCAGAAUGAAGUGGAGCUAGGAGAGCUGCUGUUGUCACUAAACUACCUACCCAGCGCGGGAAGACUGAACGUGGACAUCAUUAGAGCAAAACAGCUUCUUCAGACAGACAUGAGCCAAGGUUCAGAUCCCUUUGUGAAAAUUCAGCUUGUUCAUGGCUUAAAAUUAACAAAAACCAAGAAGACCUCCUGCAUGCGGGGGACGAUAGAUCCCUUCUACAAUGAGUCCUUCAGCUUCAAGGUUCCACAGGAAGAACUGGAGAAUGCCAGCCUAGUGUUCACAGUGUACGGGCACAACGUGAAGAGCAGCAACGACUUCAUUGGGAGGAUCGUGAUCGGGCAGUACUCGACAGGCGCCCCCGAGUCCAACCACUGGCGCCGGAUGCUCAACGCGCACCGGACGGCCGUGGAGCAGUGGCACAGCCUGCGGUCCCGGGAGGAGUGCGACCGUGUCUCUCCGGCAUCCCUGGAGGUAACUUGAGGUGGGGGACUAACAGCAGCCAGACCAAGCAAGCGGACGAGGAAAAAAAAAAAUAAACCACCGACCGAAACACCCCACCUCACACCCCACACGCACCCCACAGCAGCUCCGUUGGAUUGAAGCGGCUGCCGGCACCCAACCAGCCGCGCCGGCCUCGGCGAACCGCGUCCCGCCGGGUCCUGGCCGUUCCCCUGGGGCCACCAGCGGCGCGGCUGGCCGGCCCUCUCGCUGCUCGCACCCGGCACCGCUCGGCUGUUUGCGUCCCGCGCGGUGGAGCGCGUGGCCGGGCGGCGCGGGCUGCGCGUGGAGGUGCCGCGGGAAGCGCUGAGCGGGUGGAGGAGUUGGGAGUUGCCUCCGCUGUCCUUCCAGUCCAAAUCCAUGGCUCAUCCUCUCGGAGAUAUAAGUACCCGUGUGCUCUCGUUGGUGAACGUGGUAAUUAGGCUAGAAUAUUUUUUUAAACGGUAGAACCUGUGGUGAAAUCGAUUCUGACUCCAGUUUUGUCCUUGUACUAGUUGCAACAGAAUUAAGCUCCUGUUAGUACGUACGCGUGCAUUUGUGUGCUGGGGCACGCGUGUGGCCGUGCAGCCCCGCGUCAAACGGAUCCGAUGUCACGUCAGCGGUGAGACCUGCCACUCUCGAUAGCAGUCUGUGUGCGUCAAGUAGAUAGAGUAAUGAUAUAGCAAAGUAAACAUUUCCAAUAGCAUUUGUACCAGGAAAGCCAGCUCAUGUCUUUUCAAACCUGUGUUGUGCAAAAGAAACCUGCUGCGGGGACUUUUGCAAUUGAGAAGACCCAAAAUACACAAUUUUAAUUCUCUCACAGACUGCAGUGGCUCUUUCUGUGUUGUGUGUGUUAACCCAGGUAGUUCUCCAGGUCACCAAGUGAACUUAGCUACGGUCAAGCUGUCCUGUUGGUUGCUUCUGUACAUUUUAUUUUUUCACAGCAUAUUGUCUGGUAUGAUGCAGAUUGUAUAUUUAUGGAAAAUAAAAUUCUAUUUAAUUGUG
Molecule: messenger RNA, 3819 nt
Organism: Aquila chrysaetos chrysaetos
Lineage: Eukaryota; Metazoa; Chordata; Aves; Accipitriformes; Accipitridae
Gene: SYT17
Product: synaptotagmin 17
Exons: 8
Coding region: 1366-2817 (483 amino acids)
Biological process (GO): calcium-ion regulated exocytosis; regulation of dopamine secretion; cellular response to calcium ion
Cellular component (GO): membrane
Molecular function (GO): phosphatidylserine binding; clathrin binding; calcium-dependent phospholipid binding
Source: RefSeq, a predicted model, not a curated record